AGACCCCUGCUUUAAAAGCUUUUAAAAGGCUCCUCUGGCGAUCCCAGCUGAGUUUGCCUGAUCAUCAGAGGCCUUUAAAAGCAUUUUUCACAACCUCUUCCGCCAAGAGGUGGUAGAAAAAAUGCUUUUAAAAGUAAAAAAAAACAACGUUGGCCAUGCCCACCCAGUCACAUUACAACCCGCCCCUACCAAGCCACGCCCACAGAACCGGUAGUAACAAAUUUUACAUUUCACCCCUGGAUAAUUUCCCUAUUCAGCAGACCGGCUGUGUUGCUUCCCCCCUCCCUGGAAGAAACAGCAUUAUCCCCAGGAAGAAGGAGGGGAUGUAGGGGAGCCUUCCAUCUUCCCCCUCCGCAUUUCCUCUGGGGGAGCCCCUGAAUGGGAGUGGGGGGAGGGGGAAGGCUUGCAUUGCAAAAUAAAAUUUUGAAAAAAGGCCGGGGGGAACAACUAUCUCCCUCCCUUCCCCAUUUCCUGAGAAAGCCCCUGAGUGGGAGUGGGGGGGGAGAGGGAAGGAUUUUCUAGACCGGGAUUCCCUAUGCACAGUCCCUAUGCACAGUCAGUCAUGCCCCCAUCAUUUCUCGCCUGGACUACUGCAAUGCUCUCUACAUGGGGCUCCCCUUGAAGAGCACCCAGAGGCUUCAGUUGGUCCAGAAUGCGGCUGCGCGGGUGAUAGAGGGAGCCAUUCAUGGCUCCCAUAUAACACCUCUCCUGCGCAAGCUGCACUGGCUGCCUGUGGUCUUCCGGGUGCACUUCAAGGUGUUGGUUACCACCUUUAAAGCGCUCCAUGGCUUAGGACCACCCUGAGUCCUUCGGGAGAAGGGCGGUAUAAAAAUUUAAUAAAUAAUAAUAAUAAUAUCUACGGGAUUGCCUUCUGCCACCGUUUGCCUCCCACUGACCCGUGCGCUCCCAUAGGGAGGGCCAAACAAUGUCGGCUGGUGACCCCCGGGGGGGGCCUUCUCUGUGGGGGCCCCUACCCUCUGGAACGAACUUCCCCCAGGACUUUGUCAACUUCCUGAUCUCCGGACCUUCUGCCGCGAGCUGAAGACAUAUUUAUUCUUCCGUGAAGGACUGGCAUAGAAUUAGUAUUAGUAUUUGUAAUUUUAAAUGGGGUUUUAUGUAUUUUUGUAUUUGUAUGGUUUUAUGUAUUUUAAUUUAGGGGCCAAAUUUAAUAAGUUUUUUAGCACUGUUUUUAUUUGUAUUGUAUCCAUUGAUUGUUGAUGUUAUCUGGCUGUGCACCGCCCUGAGUCCUUCGGGAGAAGGGCGGUAUAAAAAUUAAAUUAUUGUUGUUGUUGUUGUUAUUAUUAUUCCCCAAAAUGCCUGAUUCCCCUCCAAGAGCUGGGGUGGGGUGGGGGGAGCCACACAGGUAUUUCUGGAGAAGCUGUGAACCAGGGAAGCCCCAUUAGCAUUGUUGAGGUUGUCUAGUUAGGUAAUGGACAAUCAGCAAGAAAACAGCCAAGCUCAGAGGACACCAAUGACUCCAUUUACCAUUAAGCUGGCAGUGUGGUUGGAGCGUUUAAUGGGAGCUUUGAGGUCGGUGUCCGUUCAUCUGGUUUUGGGCCUGUUGUGUGAACCGUGUUCUUGUUGGGUCUUUUGAAAGGGGCGUUUCCGUCGGAAGGACUCAACCAACCAGGGAUUUCCAAACUUUGAGGAUGCAACAAAGCCACCCCACCCCAUCCAUCCCUGGGAAAAAGAAAGAUGAGGGAGGAUGGAUAUCAGACACUUAAGGGGGGGAAAUAAAUGUGCCUACAAAUAUUCAGUCAGAUCCAGAGUUUGUUUCAGACAAUGUCGAACUCAAGCGACCAAUUGCUAUCUCUUGCUUACUUGUUACAGAACUAUAAGUGUUCGUUGCUUGGCUGUGAGGGAGAAGAAAUUCAAAGUCCUAAAUUUACCAUAUUUUUGGGAGUAUAAGACACCCGCCCCCCAAGAAGUGAAAAUUUGGGUGCGUCUUAUACACCGAAUAUAGUCAAAAACGUGAAGCACGGAGGAGGCGAUGAAAGCACACACAAGUAACUGAUUCAGCAGGAUUCAAUAAUUUCUCUUUAUAUAUAAUAUAACACAUGAAGUAAAUAUACAAUACCAAAAGCAAAUUUUCCAAGUGGUAGUAAACACAAGCAGAGGGGAGGAGUUUCAGUUUGAAUUUCAGAGAUCAGCACAGCACGCAGCUUUAGUACAGGAACAGUUGAGCUAAGCCAUGCCCAGGCUCCUUGCUGUCUCCUUCCUUGUUGCCCACACAGCAAAUACUGUUUCAGUUUCCAAACAGCCCUCAACUCUCACACACACUGACAGGACACUAGCCAGAUGAAUACCAAAGGAUGCUGGUAGGCAGCGGCAGAAUUGUUUUUCUUAUUUUCCUCCCCAAAAACUAAGGUGUGUCUUACACUCUGGAAUGUCUUAUACUCUGAAAAAUACAGCAUACCUUCUAUAUUCUGGGUUAUUGAUGGUUCCUGAAGAUUUUCCUUCUACCUCUCCUAUCCAGGGAGACCUAGUUGCUUUCUCUGCUCUGGCCUAGGCCCACCCAGAAACAAAAAAAAGGUGUAAAACAGCUGAAAAUGAAACAUUGAUUCUGAAAUUGUGUUUUCUUUUCAAACUUGCAGGUAGAAGUUCCUUGUGGACCAAACUAUAUCACACGUAAGGAAGGCUAGCUGGUGUACCGAGUUUUGUCCAGGGCAAGAUAAGUCCGGUGGAGAUCCAUUGGCCCGUUUCAUAGCCUCGGUCUUGGAGAUCCAAGCAGCUGUUGGCAUCUUUUGUAUCUGGAUUAGAGAAUAGAGGAAAAAAUGGAGGGACAACACCCAUUAGAUGCAGAAGCUGGACAAAGCCCUGCUGCUGAUCAGUUUGGGAGCUAUGUGGAGGUCAGGAUAAAAACUGAACCAGAGGAUGAAGAUGAAGAGUCCAUCAGCUCGGAGGUCCAGCGUCAAAACUUCAGGCAGGUGUAUUACCAGGAGGCGGAGGGUCCCCAAGGACUUUGCAGCCGACUCCAUCACUUUUGCAAUCAGUGGUUGAAGCCAGAAAGACAUACAAAGGCACAGAUGCUGGACCUGGUGGUUCUGGAGCAGCUCCUGUUCCUUCUGCCCCCAGAGAUGCAGGGCUGGGUGCGGGAGUGUGGACCAGAGACCAGCUCCCAGGCGGUGGCCCUGGCUGAAAAUUUCCUCCUGAGCCAGAAGGAGGUGAAGAAAGAGGAGGUCGAGGUGCAGAUCCAAAGGCCUGUCUCGGGGGCUAUUCCUCAACAUCUGGAUGGAAAGAGCAACCCCUUAAAUCUUUCCCAGGAAGUGAUUAUUUGGAAGAUCCCCCAGGAAAGUCCAAGUUUGAGCAUCUCACCAGUUGCCCUUAACAGGAUGAAAAGGAAACAGAAUUUUUCAGUAAGAAGCAGUAAGAAACCAAGACUGGAAUCAGUUAUAUCAGAAUUGGUCGUGGAUGAUAGAAACCAGGUACAAGCACAACCACUCCAGCCACUCCAACUUGGAGAAAGCAGCACGUCAGUUAUUGAAAUAAAUAAAGAUACCUCCACAAUUGAAAACAGUCUUCCUGAAUGCUGGACACUGCAACAAUAUAACAAUUUUAAAGAAAAAUACGACGGAUUGGAAAUUUCUAACAAAAAGUUAGGUUGCGAGUAUUGUGCAAGACACGGCUUCCUAAAAAUGAAAAGUGUUCAUGUAUCAAAGGAGUGGAAAUAUUUUCAGAUUGAAGCAUCAGGGAGAAAUAGAGAGGUAAAACAAGCUUCUCUAAGGAAAAAAAUGAAAGAACAUUUUUCAUCGCGAGCUCAUAAUAUUUGUAAAGAGAACAUAAAACAAUGUGAGGAGGUUUCCAUAGCAAGAUUGAUGAAUGAAAAAUAUGAACAAACUACUUGUACAUUAUUUAAUACAGUUUACAGCCUGGCACAAAGUUGUAAACCAUUUUCGGACAUAAAAGAGGAGAUGGGUUAGGUAAGGGAAUAGGACUACAUUCAUGUAAAACUGCAGUCAAAAUAGUUGAUUUCAUUGUAAAAGAAAUUUAAAAAUUUACUAAAAUUAUUGAAAAUAAUCUGAAAAUAUGCUUGAUUAUUGACGAAGCCUCAACAAUAGCUUGCAAACCAGUUGUCAUACUUUUCAGAAAAGUUGAGGAUUCAGAUACAUCACCAACAAUUUUCCUUGAGCUAGUUGAGUUGGAAAAACAAGAUGCAAAGACAAUAUAUUCUUCAGUUUUGCAAAGUUUAAAUAAUGUUGGGCUUACUAAGAACUAUCCAAAAAAUUUUUAAUCAGAUUUUGCUCCGAUGGUGCCAGCGUUUUGCUUGGGAGAAAAUCUGGAGUGAGCACUAGAAUAGCAAAAGAGUUUCUACAUAGUAAUAUGGCACUAUUUAAGCCAGGGGUAAUCAACCUUUUUAUACCUACCACCCACUUUUGUAUCUGUGUUAGUAGUAAAAUUUUCUAUCCACCCACUGGUUCCACAGUAAUGUGCCGUGUAUCGUCGUCUGCGCAUGCCUCUCGUGCAUCGUGGAUUGGGUUUGGGUUGGGGCACCAGCUACCAGCUCUGUUUGUCUGUUACAGCUGGGUGGUGUGGGUGGAGAUACGUGAGCUAUUCUGGGAUGAGGCUCUUUUGUUUGCGGUCACACUAUUGCGCCAUUGAGUUUCACUUAUGUAACGUGAACUAAACUUAUGCGCGGGUGAUACAAAUAAUAUAUUUUUAGAAAUUUAAAUUGUCAUGGGGAAUUUGUGGAAACCUAAUGAAAAUGUUUUUAAAUAAUGCUAUGAAUUUUUUUUUAAAGUAAAUUAAAAAUUUU
Ahaetulla prasina is the source of this 4753-nucleotide messenger RNA. RefSeq names its product zinc finger and SCAN domain-containing protein 31-like. The coding region runs from base 2775 to 3920 and encodes 381 amino acids. The transcript is spliced from 3 exons. Lineage: Eukaryota; Metazoa; Chordata; Lepidosauria; Squamata; Colubridae. The record is from RefSeq and is a predicted model, not a curated record.